This is a messenger RNA of Durusdinium trenchii, 978 nucleotides long. The record is from the annotation of a GenBank genome assembly. NCBI's taxonomy places the organism in Eukaryota, Dinophyceae, Suessiales, Symbiodiniaceae.
UUUUGGCUCGAAGCUGCCGCGGGGGCGAGUUCUUCGCCUGCGCCAACGGCCAUUUUGGGCCCGGCACGAUUGGUGUGAUGCUGAAGCCUCCAAGAGAUGGAGGCAGGAGACUUCCAGCUCUAGCACUACUGUGCGCGGCUUUCGCCACCAUGUACCACUCCUUGAGCUUUGUGAAUGGCUACGCGUCCUCCGAAGCGGCAGGAGUGGACUGCAGCAAAUUAGUCAUGGAGGCUCGGAAGAAGGAGACUUGGCCCGUGAAGCAGCGACAGAAUGCCGAGUACUUGGCACGUCACCCGCCGCCGGCGAUGACCAACAAGGAGCGCAAGCGGCGGCUCUUAAAGGUGAAGCUCUUCCGGCGCCAGGACCUCAUGGAGUGCGAGCGCUAUAUUUUCAACGAUCCACGUGAAGAUAGAUGGCAAUGGGGCCUGGACAAGACACGUCAAUACUUGGAUGAGCAGGCCACCUUGGUGGACGAAGUGAAGAACAAGAAACUCACCAGCCGAGAAGAUCUAAGUUUGCCUUUGCCACCGACGGAUCUGAAGAUCAAUGCCAUGAAACGAAUGCAAGGAACGAGUGCUGACAUGGCCUCCAAGGAAGAGAGGAAAAAGAAGGACGAAGAAGCGAAAAAGAAAUCAAAGGAUGAGCAACCAAAGGAGCAAAAUCUCGAAGAAGUGGAUAUUGAGUUCAUGAAUUACAAGGGCCUGGUGAUGACCCGAAAGCAGAAGGCCCAGUACGCCCAGCGGGCACAGCGCAAGAAGCAGCAGGAACAGAAGCAAGAGGGACCGAGGAAACGGAGGUGAGCAGAGGCUGCGGAUCGCAUAGACCGAGAGUAGAGUCUGAAGUGGGUGUGGAGAAGGCCGAUUUUCAUGUCUCAACUGCAAAAAGGAGUGCCAGCAAGGAGGUUGACUCCACUUGUUGAUUUGGGUGUUGAGCUUCAAUGAGCAACCCCUGACCAAGGUUCUUCUUGUGGGCAACGGA